Molecule: messenger RNA, 2300 nt
Organism: Pelodiscus sinensis (Chinese soft-shelled turtle)
Lineage: Eukaryota; Metazoa; Chordata; Testudines; Trionychidae
Source: RefSeq, a predicted model, not a curated record
UUUGAUUUGCUGCUCUCGGAGCCUAGCAGAACUGCAGAAGCAUCAAGAAGAAAGAAGGAAAGGAAGAGGAAAUUGAGAAGAUACCUGAUGAUUGGCUUGGCCACAGUAGGAGGCGGAACAGUGAUAGGUUUGACAGGGGGUCUUGCUGCCCCUCUGGUUGCUGCUGGCGCUGCAACUAUCAUUGGAAGUGCUGGGGCAGCAGCUUUGGGGUCAGUGGCUGGAAUUGCUGUCAUGGCUUCGCUCUUUGGAGCAGCGGGAGCUGGCCUUACUGGCUACAAGAUGAAGAAACGAGUGGGAGCCAUCGAGGAGUUUGAAUUCCUCCCUUUAACUGAAGGGAAACAACUUCAUAUCACCAUAGCCAUCACUGGCUGGCUGUGUACUGGCAAAUAUGGGAGUUUCACAGCUCCUUGGAACAGCAUGUUGCAGUCAAGAGAGCAGUACUGUCUAGCCUGGGAAUCCAAGUACUUGAUGGAGUUGGGCAAUGCUCUGGAUUCAUUGCUGAAUGGUUUGGUUAACAUCAUGGCUCAGGAAGCCCUGAAGUACACUGUAUUAUCAGGCAUAGUGACAGCCCUGACGUGGCCGGCUUCACUUCUUACUGUAGCCAGUGUCAUUGACAACCCUUGGGGAGUGUGCCUGAGUCGAUCAGCUGAAGUGGGCAAACAUCUGGCACAGAUAUUGCUCAGUCGACGGCAGGGCAAACGACCUGUCACUUUGAUUGGCUUCAGUCUGGGUGCAAGAGUUAUUUACUUCUGCCUAAAGGAGAUGGCUCAAGAAAAAGACUGUGAGGGCAUCAUCGAGGAUGUGGUCCUGCUGGGAGCUCCUGUGGAAGGAGAAGCCAAGAACUGGAAACCUUUCUCAAAGGUGGUGUCGGGCAGGAUCAUAAAUGGCUAUUGCAGGGGAGACUGGUUGCUGAGUUUUGUCUACCGGACCUCCUCUGCUCAGCUCAAUGUUGCAGGCCUGCAGCCGGUCAGCCUGGAUGACAGGAGGAUGGUUAACGUGGAUCUUUCAUCUGUGGUGAAUGGCCACCUGGACUACAUGAAGCAAAUGGACACUAUCCUGAAGGCUGUGGGCAUUAAAACCAAGGAGUGUCGCCUGGAAGAGAAGGGGAAUCCCUGCCUUCUCUCCGGCCAGGAGGAGAAAAGGCAGCAGCCAGCACCGGGUGAGCAUCAGGAAGAGGAAUGCACCUUGGGAGAUGAUGAUUCCAUCAGCCACGAUCACUGGUCCUGGCAGCCUGUAUCCAGUGAAGGGUUGCACCCUGGUGACCUGAACUCGGGCCUUGCACAGCCUGAGGUUUCUGAAUUUCCAGGUUCUUUGGAUGCCAGCAGAGACCAGAACCCAGCUGGGCUGGACAAACCUUUACCAGCCAACCCUCUGCCCUGCCCAGAUUCUGCUGCUCAUGCCCAGGGAGGAACCUUCCUCCCUCGCCCAGGCUAUUCAGACAAUAAUGUCCUCAAAACGCAGGCAGCACACCAAGGUCUGGACUGAGUCCCUGCCUCCGAAUGCAUCACUGGCUCUUCCCUUGGUCGCAGCGGCAUGAAAGGCAUCUACAAAACCCCUCCCUUCACAACAGCACUGUCGCCAUAGGCCUGGGCUCGGCUCACUUCCUACAGAACAUUCAUCCCAAGACAUGUGGCGCUAUAGGACGCUCCCGCACAUGGAUGUGCCAAGCUAGUUGUUAGCAAAGGUAAUAACGUCCAUACAGUGCUCUUGGGUUAGAGAGGCACGAGACCCAUUGAACAACCCGGAGUUGUCUGUCUGGAAUGGAAACACAUCGGGGAUCCAUUUGAAUGGGUUAUGUUGGGAGGAUGCGUUGCAAGGAUUAAAGCCUUUCUCACGUGAUUGUACCACACGGCGAGCAUCCCAGUGGACGGGGGCGAGGUGCUGGCACAGUGACCAGUGCUGCCCUGUGCAUGGUGGCUGCCUCCUCCCAUUUUCUAUACCGGUACGUCGCCAUACACUCCAUAAUGGGGAACGCCAGCCCCCAGUGCUUAGAGGCUGUUCUGGAAAGGCCCAACCAUGGACAGUGGGUGAAGGUAGGCCUGGGGGAGGCAAACCCACAACCCUGCCCCCAGCCCCGCCCCUUCUGCUCAGGCCCUGCCCCCAUGGGAGCCAGGCCAACACACAUACACCCAGCAUCUCAGAGAGGUAAGGCAGUGCGCAGUCUCAGUUUCCCUGGGCCCGGAGCACCAAAAGUAUGGCCCCUUGGGGCAGCAAUACUCCGCCCCCAGUAGGCCUACAGCAGGCGUUCUGGGGUCGGAGUCUGGGUGAGGCCAGGCUGGCGGUUUGGGAAUCCAAAGCCU